Molecule: messenger RNA, 1539 nt
Organism: Geosmithia morbida
Lineage: Eukaryota; Fungi; Ascomycota; Sordariomycetes; Hypocreales; Bionectriaceae
Product: SAP domain-containing ribonucleoprotein
Exons: 1
Coding region: 1-1539 (512 amino acids)
Source: RefSeq, a predicted model, not a curated record
AUGACCGACUGGUCCAAACUCAAGGUCGCAGACCUGAAGACCGAGCUCAAGAAUCGUGGCCUCGCCCAAGCCGGGCUCAAGGCCGAACUCGUCGCGCGUCUGGAAGAGGCCGAUCAGGCUGACCAGCAGGCGCCCAACGGAGAGGAGGGUCAGAAUGGCGACGACGACGACGACGACGACGACGGCCACCACCACCACCACGACGGAGAUGUCGAGAUGGAUGACACCGCUGGCGCGGAAGAGACACAAGCCGAUGCCGAAGCCGAUGCCGAGGUAGAAGUCGAAGCCGAAGCUGAAGCUGAGCCUCAAGCAGAGACACCUCCCCCCCCUCCUCCCCCUGCCGCCACCACCGACGACGACCGGCCCGGAGAGUCCGACGCUGCUGCUCCGACAGACGCACCCAUGGCAGACGUACAGAUGGACCAAGAUGACAAGUCGGAGCCGACAGCCGAUGACGCGCAGCAACGACCCCGACGCGACGCCAGCCCCGCCCCGACCCCGGCCCCGGCCCCGGCCCCAGCUCCCGAUGCAGACGCGGACGUAGACGCGGACGUAGACGCGGACGCAGACGCGGACGCACCUCCGUCCCUCCACGUACCCACAUCAGCCCUCUACAUCUCCAACCUGAUGCGGCCCUUGCGACCGGCAGACGUGCAGACGCACAUAGCCAGCCUCUCCUCGUCCGCCGCCGCCGCCGCCGCCGACGAGUCCGCCGACGUCAUCACGGCCUUCCACCUGGACCAGAUCCGCACCCACGCCCUCGUCUCGCUGACGAGCACCGCCGCUGCCCGUCGCGUGCGCUCCCGCCUCCACGGGACGGUGUGGCCCAACGAGAGCAACCGCAAGGCCCUGUUCGUCGACUACGUGCCCCCGGAGAAGGUGGCCGACUGGAUCGAGGCCGAGACGCGGGACGUCGGCGGUAGCGGCAGCGGCAACGGGCACCCUCGAUCGUCGAAACGCUGGGAGGUCGUCUACUCACCCGACGGGACGGCCCAGCACACCACCGCUUCCGGCAACGUACCCGGCAGCGCACCCGGUCCUGGUCCCGGCCUUCCCACCUCCGGCGGUGGCGGCGGUGCCCCCCCGUCCGCCCCCACGGGUCCGAGAAGUCUGCUCGAACCCCCGACGGGUCCGAGAGCCAAGCGUUCCGGUCCCGGUCCGUUCCCACCUCCCGCCUCCUCGGGCGGCCGUACCACCCGGUCCUAUCCGCCUGUCCAGUUCGCCCCCGUGUCGGACGACCUGGCCCGCCGUCGUCUGUCGAGCAUGCACUCCUUCUACACCGACAGGAGGGGCCCUUACGGCCGGGACAUAAACCGGUACUCGUUCGAGGAUGCCGAUAGCUUCGUCGAUAGGGGCAAGGAGGUCUUUGAGGGCAUCAGGCCGCCGCAUAGGCAGCGGGGUGGCGGUAGGGGGCCAGGUCGUCUCCUUCCUCCCCCUGGCCCUGGCGGCGGCGGCGGCGGCGGCGGCCGGAGGAGGAGGAGGAGGAAUGGAGGUGGGAGGCCUAGGAGUGAUAGGUACCUGCCUGGUUUGGAUCGGUGA